CUUUUCUUUGCUGGAGAGCGGGACAGGCACCCAGAGGGGGGAAUUCAGGGCGUGGGACCGCCAGGCAGGCGAGGGCUCCGCAGACAGCACCGAAGCAGCCGAGCGGGCGGUCGGGGCAGUUCACCAAGUCCAGCACCAUGGGUUUACUGGAGUGCUGUGCCAGAUGUCUCAUCGGGGCACCCUUUGCUUCGCUGGUUGCCACUGGCUUGUGCUUCUUUGGGGUAGCGCUGUUUUGUGGCUGUGGGCACGAAGCCCUCACAGGCACUGAGCAGCUCAUCGAGACCUACUUCUCCAAAAACUUCCAGGACUAUGAGUAUCUCAUCGACAUCAUCCAUGGUUUUCAGUACUUCAUCUAUGGCACAGCCUCCUUCUUCUUCCUCUAUGGAUCCCUGCUGCUGGCCGAAGGCUUCUACACUACCGGCGCCGUCCGGCAAAUCUUUGGGGACUACAGGACCACCAUCUGCGGCAAGGGCCUCAGCGCUACGGUAACUGGGGGCCCGAAAGGGAGGGGAGCGCGAGGCCCCCAGCGAGCUCACUCGUGGCAGCGGGUGUGUCAGUGUUUGGGAAAGUGGCUAGGACAUCCUGACAAGUUUGUGGGCAUUACCUAUGUCCUGACCAUCAUCUGGCUCCUGGUCUUCGCCUGCUCUGCGGUGCCCGUCUACAUCUAUUUUAACACUUGGACCACCUGCCAGUCCAUUGCCAACCCCACCAAGACCACGGCCAGCAUUGGCACCCUGUGUGCCGAUGCCAGGAUGUACGGUGUCCUCCCCUGGAAUGCUUUCCCUGGCAAGGUGUGUGGCACCAACCUGCUCUCCAUCUGCAAGACCAGCGAGUUCCAGAUGACUUUCCACCUCUUCAUCGCAGCCUUUGUGGGGGCAGCUGCCACGCUGGUCUCACUGCUCACCUUCAUCAUCGCCGCCACCUACAACUUCGCAGUCCUCAAGCUGAUGGGCCGAGGCACCAAGUUCUAGCCCGCGCGGCGGAGCACAGCCAGACCAAGCGCCCUUCUUUUCUCUAACCCCGAGGCUUUAACACUGCAGCCACCUGACACCAGGUCUCCUGCCUUAACUCUGCCUUCGCUGAUGACUCCCCUCCUCUUCCUCCCUCGCAUCCAUCGUGCUGAGCGUGACCAGGAAGGAGAGCUUCCCACCAAUGGACACCUCUUCAUGCACUUUUCUCUCUUUGCUCAUCCGUAACCGGUUCGCUCUAGAGCCAAGCCCGUCAAAAACAGCCAGAGAAGAGGAGGGACUUACUCCAGUGUCCUGAUUGUUGCCUAGGGAUGAGCAAACGCCUUCAUGCUCCUGGGAGGAAGAAAUCCAUGUAGGUUGCUCCGUGAGUAGCAAGAGGCUACCCAGAGAGAAAAGGAAGUUGGCCCAGUCCUGGUACCAUUGCUAGAGACUCUCCUGGAGCUGUCUGCUGUCACCACCCAUGGAUGGAGAAUAAGAGAAGGAUUUUUUUUUUUCCUUAGCAGAGAGAGAUGAAUUUAACCUAAAUUGCCUGCUGCAGCCAAGGCAAAGGGAGUUCAGGGCAAGGAUCUUCCCAGUGUGGAGAAGAGAGUGCUGACCCCAAUGCCGAUAAAGCCCUAACCCAGCUGCCCCUAUUAAAGCCUAAAGGAGUUUGGUGUCUCUGUAGACAAAGGGGGACUCUUGGCUUUACCCUCCAGGCAGCAGAGAGGCAGCAAAUAGGUUUGACUGAGAGGGGACAUCUCUGCAGCAAGCCCUGGGAGUGUAGAGCCAGAGCCAUCCCUCCGUAGGCAGGGGAUAACCCUCAGGACCGCGUGCCCUGCCCUGCCCUGCCCUGCCCUGCCAGCGCCGCGCUCGCCGCACGCUCUCGGCCCUUCACAAUGGUGCUCUUCUCUGGGGUGAUGUCUGCUUCUCUAACCUCCACUGCGCCAGAGAGCUUCCUCUGCUUCUCACCCACGUCAGAUGUAACCCUCCCUCGCUCUGUCCCCUUCGCCCCCUCACCCUCUUUUCCUACAAGUCAGUACAGCUGUCUGGUGACUGCCAGGGUGGGAGGGACUGGAGGCAUCUCGCUUCCAGGUGAAACCCGUGGAGGAAUUGAGGAGGGAAGGAAAGGUGGUGGUUUGGGGCAGAAACACAGCCAGUCUCUGCAAUCCAGAUCCUUUCUGGUGCCAGUUCAGUCUUUCCCCAUGGAGUGGGGCAGCAGGGCAAGGGGUUUGGUGGAGGUGGCCUCUCCUCCACGACUGUUCUCCAGCUGGAGGAAAGCCCUCUGGCUGGGUAGCAUGGCUCCAGCCAGACCUGCCAAAAUGCUGCUUCCAGUCCUCCCCCAACAACUGGUAUUUUGAUUUGCUCUUCCCUGCCUCUCCUUAAUGCUAAUCUUUGUGUUUAUUUAUUGGAGAAACUACUUUCAGUGGCAGACUGUAGCUCCAUCUUGCAUGGAUUUCUUUUUUUUUUUUUUUCCUGUGUCUGUAUUAUUGUGAUAUAUUUUUUAAGUGCUGGUUUCAGCAGGGGCUAGGAUAAAGAGGCAGAUCUGCUGAGCAGUGAAUUUGAAGGAUCCUUGCCGCCGGGAAUGCUGAAAUAGGUUGGCCAGGCUACCAACGCACAUGGGAUGGGGAGGGGGGAGAUGCCAGGACGGGGUGGCAGGGUGGGGAGAAACCAGUCAAGAUCUGGAAAUUCACGUCAACGCUAUCUCUCUUGGGGUUUUCUGGGGUUUUAUUUGAUAUCCAUUUAACAAAAAAUAACCAGAUCCUCCUUCCCACUCUUGGCCCCAGACCCCACACACGCACACACACACGCACACACACACAGACAAACACACGGGCAAAAAGAGUUAAUCGACUGAAAGUGUUUCCUUCAUUUCUGAUCUAGAAUUUCAACUUGUUAACAAGCAAUAAAAAGGAGCAAGUUUUUAGAGACUUAUCUUACAAGAUGUAUUUUAUAAAAAUUAAAGAAAAUAAAUUAAAAUUAAGAACAUUCUGAACAAGG
Messenger RNA from Pseudopipra pipra, 2945 nucleotides. RefSeq names its product proteolipid protein 1 (gene PLP1). Gene Ontology annotation, molecular function: structural constituent of myelin sheath. Gene Ontology annotation, cellular component: plasma membrane; myelin sheath. Gene Ontology annotation, biological process: axon development; central nervous system myelination. The coding region runs from base 138 to 971 and encodes 277 amino acids. The transcript has 7 exons. The record is from RefSeq and is a predicted model, not a curated record. NCBI's taxonomy places the organism in Eukaryota, Metazoa, Chordata, Aves, Passeriformes, Pipridae.